AUGUGUAUACCAUCUAAAAACAUGUUAAUUAAAGUGAGUACUUUUUAUAGUAAAGAGAAAAAUGAAACCGUAGAUGAUAAUCCGUUAGACUUAAUUCCUAAUAACUUUGGAGAUUUAAUGUUUUUAAGAGAGACUAAAAUAUCAUUACCAGAUGAAUUCAAUGGCUUAGAGAGGAUUUGUUUAAGUGCUAAUGGUAAUUUACAAAGGAUUUUAAGUUCAUGGUUUAACAAAUCUAUAACAGUACAAAUUAUAAAAAAUAUUAGUGUCCCUAUUGUUCGUCAGGAAUCUUCUGCGCAUGGUAAUCAAAUUUUACAAAAAUUUGAUCGGGAAGUCAAUCUUAUAUGUGAGGGUAAAAUAGUUUGUAAUGCCUUGCCUUCUUUUCAAUUACAAUCUGUUGGAAGAACUGCAACUUCUUGGUGGAGAGAAUAUACUUUAAAAAUCAUGAGCGUUGAAUGUAAAAUUAAAGAAUAUUUUCCAAAUGGAAUGUUCGAAAAUGGAUGGAUUGAAAUUGAGUCAAGUAUUUCUAACAAAAAAGAAAAACUUAAUGGUGAAAAUAAA
Molecule: messenger RNA, 558 nt
Organism: Dentiscutata heterogama
Lineage: Eukaryota; Fungi; Glomeromycota; Glomeromycetes; Diversisporales; Gigasporaceae
Source: the annotation of a GenBank genome assembly